GUGAACUCCAUGGAGGACACUCAGGUGGCCAGGACCAUAGAGCUGAAUAAUGGCACACGAAUGCCAGUGUUAGGUCUCGGGACAUGGAAGUCCUCCCUUCUUCCCCGCACCUCAGUCCAGGGUGCAGUGGAGGCAGCCAUCGCAGCUGGCUACCGCCAUAUAGACACCGCUUACAGCUACAACAAUGAGGCUGAUAUCGGCAAGGCUCUGCGCUCCAAGACACAGCAGGGCAUCAUCAGGCGCCAGGACAUGUUCAUCGUCAGUAAGCUGUGGUGUACCCAUCAUGCCCCAGAGGACAUCACUGUGUGCCUGAAUAAGUCCCUGAAUGAUCUCCGGCUGGACUACUUGGAUCUUUACCUUGUGCAUUUCCCGGUUGGCCUAAAGAAAAUGGGUAAUGAACUUUUUCCAACAAAGGAUGGAGAAAUGCUGACCUCUGACGUAGACUAUGUGGAUGUAUGGAGGGGGAUGGAAGCCCUACAAGCCUCGGGAAAGGUGAAGAGCAUUGGCGUGUCCAACUUCAACAUCUUGCAGCUGGAGAGACUUCUUGCUCUGUGCAGGGUGCCCCCUGCUGUCAACCAGAUCGAGCUCCAUCCCUACCUGGUACAGACAGAGAUGAUAGAAUUCUGUAAAUCCAACAACAUUGCUCUGACUGCCUACAGUCCCUUUGGCUCGCCUGCGAGACCCCCAGAGCUGUUCAGAGGAGACACUGAUCCACACAAGCUCCUGGAGGAGCCUGUCGUAGCAGAUAUAGCUAAGAAGCACAGACACAGCCCUGCACAGGUAUUGCUGAGGUACCAUGUGCAGCAAGGUAUUGCAGUCAUCCCUAAGAGUGACAAGCCUCAUCACAUACUUGAAAACACAAAGAUCUUUGACUUCAGUCUGGCUGAAGAAGACAUGAGAGCACUACGAGGACUAGACAGAGGGUGGAAGGCCUGCAUACUUGAAGAAGUCAAGUCUCACCCGUACUACCCCUUUGUAUGAGGCUGUCAGGAGCACAGAGAGAAGACACACUGGAUCUGUUAAUACCAUAAACAUCAAGUCCCAGAGCAGCUACAAGCUCGACCUACAGCUUCACACACUGG
This is a messenger RNA of Cottoperca gobio, 1082 nucleotides long. Its product is annotated as aldo-keto reductase family 1 member B1. The transcript has 10 exons. The record is from RefSeq and is a predicted model, not a curated record. Gene Ontology annotation, molecular function: oxidoreductase activity. Bases 10 to 981 code for a protein of 323 amino acids. NCBI's taxonomy places the organism in Eukaryota, Metazoa, Chordata, Actinopteri, Perciformes, Bovichtidae.